Thecamonas trahens ATCC 50062 is the source of this 2487-nucleotide messenger RNA. RefSeq names its product dynamin-A. Gene Ontology annotation, molecular function: GTP binding; GTPase activity; microtubule binding. Lineage: Eukaryota; Apusomonadida; Apusomonadidae. The record is from RefSeq and is a predicted model, not a curated record. Gene Ontology annotation, cellular component: membrane; cytoplasm; microtubule. Bases 1 to 2487 code for a protein of 828 amino acids. The transcript has 2 exons.
AUGGACGCGCUCAUUCCUGUGUUUGGCAAAGUGCAGGAUGUGCUUGCAACGCUCGGCUCUGCAGCCACUAUCCCCUUGCCGCAGGUGGUGGUCAUUGGCGCCCAAUCGUCGGGCAAGUCGUCGGUCCUCGAGUCGCUCGUCGGCCGCGACUUUCUUCCGCGCGGCAUCGGCAUUGUCACCCGCCGCCCGCUAGUCCUGCAGCUGACACAUGUGGAAGAGGGCUCUGCAGAGUGGGGCGAGUUUGCACACCAGCCGGGAAUCAAGUUCUAUGACUUUGACGACAUUCGUGAUGAGAUCCAGCUGGAGACGGACCGGGAGACCGGGUCGAACAAGGGCAUCUCGCCACUGCCCAUCCGGCUCAAGGUCUACUCGCCGUCGGUGGUCAACUUGACGCUCAUCGACCUGCCGGGCAUGACCAAGGUGCCUGUGGGUGACCAGCCGUCGGACAUCGAGAAGCAGAUCCGGGCCAUGGUGCUCGAGUACAUUUCACAGGCCAAGUCCAUCAUUCUGGCGGUGACGCCGGCCAACACCGAUCUGGCCAACUCGGACGCGCUGCAGAUGGCGCGCGAGGUCGAUCCGGACGGGACCCGGACCAUUGGCGUGCUGACCAAGCUUGAUCUGAUGGACGAGGGAACCGAUGCAGUCGACGUGCUCUGCGGACGGGUCAUUCCGCUUAAGCUCGGCUUUAUUGGCGUCAUCAACCGGUCGCAGCAGGACAUUAUCAACGGGUCAUCGAUUGCGCAGGCUCUCGAGCGCGAGCACACGUUCUUUGCGCGGCAUCCUGCGUACGCCGAGUUUGCCUACCGUUGCGGGACCGGGUACCUCUCCCGGACGCUCAACAAGAUCCUCAUCUACCACAUCCGCAACGCGCUGCCUGCGCUGCGGUCGCGGAUCCACGCGCUCAUCUCAGAGACCGAAAACCACAUCGGGUUGCUCGGCGAGCCGAUCAACGCCACGUCUGAGACCGAAAAGUCGGGCCUGGUCCUCUCAUCGCUCACUCAGUUCUGCACCUCGUACUGCGCGGCGAUCGACGGGACGCGAACGUCGUUUAUCACCAACCAGCUCUCGGGCGGUGCGCGCAUCGCGUACAUCUUCCACGACGUCUUUGCCGCCUCGAUCUCGGCUGUCUCGGCCAUGGACGCGCUGACGCUGUCGGACAUCCGGACUGUCAUCCGCAACGCGACCGGUCCUCGGCGCUCGCUCUUUGUGCCCGAAGUCUCGUUCGAGCUCCUUGUUAAGCGGCAGAUUUCGCGGCUGGAGGAUCCAGCACUGCAGUGCGUCGACUUUGUCUUUGACGAGCUCCUUCGCAUCACCCGCGAGAUUGAGGACGAGGCGCUUGUCCGCUUUGGCGUCCUCCGCGCCUCCAUCCACGAAGUCAUGUCAGCGCUCCUCGCGCGGCUCAAGCGGCCGACGAUGGCUAUGAUCCGAACGCUCAUCAAGAUGGAGCUCUCGUACAUCAACACCAACCACCCAGACUUUCUGGCUGGGACCCAGGCGCUGGCGUCGCUGGCGGCGACCAACACCGGCGCGGUUGCAGGGUCGUCAGGCGCGGUGCUGAGCGCGUCGGGCGCGGCGUCGCGCCGGUCGAUGGCGAACGAGAUGAUGAGCAGCAGGUGCGGUGCGGCGCAGAGCUCGAGCGCGGGCGCCUCGCUGCCGACCUCUUCGGAUCCGGAGGGCGGCAUGUUCCUCAACGUCUUCUUUGGCCGCGAGGCCGGACAGGAGCAGGGCGCAAGCGGCAGCUCGUCGAGGACGAGCUCGGCCGGCGGGCUGCACAUUCCAACGGGAGCGGACGGGAGCGCGGCGCGCGGCGGGAGCACGAGUGGGCGGCAAACGCUCCCGCCAGCCGUCAUCCUCCGCGAGCCGCCGGCGAUGCUCAAGCCGCGGCCGACGCUCAACGAGCGCGAAAUGACCGAGACCAAGCUCAUCACCUCACUGCUGGAGAGUUACUUUGACAUUGUCAAGAAGAACAUCCAGGACUCGGUGCCCAAGGCCAUCAUGCUCCUGCUGGUUAACGCGUCGAAGGACUCGGUGCAGAACGAGCUUGUGGCCGCGCUGUACCAGCCCGACGCGUUUGACGACCUCCUCUCAGAAGUGGAGGACGUGGCGCUCCAGCGGUCGCGCUCCAAGAUGCUGCUCGCGGCGCUCAACGAGGCAGCAACAACCAUUUCGGAGGUCAUGGAGUGGGACGCUUACGAGGCGUGCGAGCCGUCAAACUCGUCGCCGAGCAGCAUUCAGCGGUUUUCGGCGCGACUUUCAGGCGGGGGCGGCGCCGCCGCCGCGCGGGCAAACUCGGCCGCGAGCACAAGCGCAGCUGCGAGCACAAGCGGGACGCCGAGCCGGCGCGAGGAUCGCGGGGCGAGCCGGCGGGAGGACCGUCGAGCGGGGCGGCGGGAGGUGCAGCGGGCGCCUGCGACGCCCAAGACCAUGCAUCCGGCAGCCAUGGAGGCAUCGCCGCUGCGGUCGCCGCUGGCCGACGUCAACCAAUGA